AUGGAAAGCAUUCUUCAAAAUCAUCCUGAUCCAAACUUAAUAUACCAGCAAACACUACCCACUUUUAGAACAGCCCUUCAUGUGGCAACGUUAGCCGGACAUGUGAAGAUCGUGGAAGAACUAGUGAAGCUAAUGACAGAAGAAUCCUUGGGAAUGCAAGAUUGUUUUGGGAAUACAGCACUUUUUUAUGCUGCAAUUGUUGGAAUCACCAAGAUGGCUGAAAUCAUGAUCAACAAGAACAAAAGGUUGAUCACCAUUGCAAAUGGAGAGGGAUAUCUCCCCAUUGUCCAGGCAUGCAUAUUAAACCAUAAGGACAUGACUCAUUAUCUUUACCGUGUGAUUCUAGAAAGUAAACAUGAUCUAGCAAGUCAAGAGUAUUCCAGGCAUGGAUCUUUGCUGCUCCAAUAUUCUAUUGAAAGCCAGAUGUUUGAAUCCCUUCCUGCCUCUGAUGAAAUCCAAAGCCAAAAUGGACAGAAGAACACUAUGCUGCAAGGUACGAGAUUCAUUUGUUCCUAG
Messenger RNA from Dovyalis caffra, 516 nucleotides. The record is from the annotation of a GenBank genome assembly. Lineage: Eukaryota; Viridiplantae; Streptophyta; Magnoliopsida; Malpighiales; Salicaceae.